AUGACACGUGCAACACGUAACCAAGCAAUGGAGGAGGAACAGGCCGGCCGCCGCGCGACAAGGGGGACGUCUAAACAAAUCGAUAGGGAGAGUGGUGGCGGCGCUAAAAAAAACAAUGCGUCCGUCGCUCGUGGCAUUGGGCCGGAAAAAGCAGUGGCAAAAAAGGUCGCGCGCGGUCAACAGGAGGCCGGCAAGAAAGCGGCAGACAAGGGGCCUAAACCAACGCCACGCAAGCGUGUUUCUACAGUGAACAAAGCUGCGGAUGGUGCCUCUGCUGGAACCGAGCCCGGUCCGAGUAAAGACGGCACCACUGGCGGCAACGAAGAUCCGGGGCGAGGGAGCGCGAGUCUUGCACUCCCGUCGGCGGAGAUGGAGGGUUCGGCGACAGGGGGAAAUCACGGAGGCGAUCCUCGCGCCGAGCAUGCCGCAACCAAGGAGUCCGAGGAGGCGGCAACGCAACACCAUCUGACGCUGCUCCAGCCGAGCGUGGUCGAAGUUUCUGCAGCCGUGCUGGAUAAGGACAAGGUGGCACAGCACGAGUCGGUGGGGCUGGUCGGUGGCUCUCCUCCUUCGGGUGGACGAGGAAGGCGUAGGCAAAGGAAGAGCGAUGGGGAGGAGGAUGAUGACACCGCCGUGCCCGGGGACCUCACCACGCGGGCGAAGAGGCGCCAGACAACAGGUAGUGCUGACAACGCCGGAGGCGCGGAAGUUGACACACCGCGAGGCGCCAAGGAAGCUAGUGGCAAGGCGGGCGGUCAAGCAUUGCGCCAGAAGGGCCGCCCCGCAGCAAGAAAAGCAUCUGGCGGAAGGAGAGGCAAGAAAGCAGCGACAGGAACGAGGCCAAAACGGGGCGAUGAAGACCCCGGUGAUACGGAGGAGGAGGAGGAUGAGGAGGAGGAUGCGGAGGGAGAGGAGGAUGAAGAGGAAGCGGAGGAGCAAGACGCGGAUGUUGGGGAGGAUGCUAAAGAUGAGAAUGAUGGCGGGGAGGACGAAGAGGAGGAGGAGGAGGAGGAGGAGGAGGAGGAGGAGGAGGAGGAGGAGGAGGAGGAGGAGGAGGAGGAGGAGGAGGAGGACGAGGAGGAGGAGGGGGAUGAGGAGGAGGAGCAGGGUGACGAGGAGGAGGAGGAGGAGGAGGAGGAGGAGGAGGAGGAGGAGGAGGAGGAGGAGGAGGAGGAGGAGGCAUCAAAGAAGGAGGAGGAGGAGGAGGAGGAGGAGGAGGAGGAGGAGGAGGAGGAGGAGGAGGAGGAGGAGGAGGAGGAUGUGGCGCCAGGGAAGAGACGGGGCGGGCGUGGCGGUCGGGUGAGUGGGACAGGGAAGGAGGGGGGCCGGACUCGCCCUUCCCGAAAACGCGGGGCAGGUGACGCUGCGCGCGGCGAAGCAGCGGGCAAACCGAAGGCGCGUAAGGUGAAGGUCGAAAGUGAAGGGGUUGGUAAAAAGCAAGGGAGCCAGGGUGCAAAAGGGGAUGGAGGAGGAAAGGGUGGCCGCGCCAAAGGGGAUCGAGUGGGUACCGGCAAGAAGGAACCUGCCGGUGAAAGUGAGGAGCACGAGCAGUUUGUUACACGGGAGGAGUUCCAGGCGCUGCGGUCUGAGAUGUACGCCAUGUUUGCACAGCUCGGCCUGCGUCGUGGAGUACCUGCCAGCUAUGCCGGCGGGUCGGAAGCCCUGCCUAUGGCUGGUACCCCGCCGCCGAUGAGCGCCGUGGACAAGGCACGAGUGCUAGUGUUGCAGGAGACAAACCCAUUCCCGGUAUGUGGCGGGCCAAAUGGGGCGGGUUGGGGUUGA
This is a messenger RNA of Closterium sp. NIES-65, 1782 nucleotides long. The record is from the annotation of a GenBank genome assembly. NCBI's taxonomy places the organism in Eukaryota, Viridiplantae, Streptophyta, Zygnematophyceae, Desmidiales, Closteriaceae.